Stereum hirsutum FP-91666 SS1 is the source of this 2015-nucleotide messenger RNA. RefSeq lists its product as uncharacterized. Bases 46 to 1830 code for a protein of 594 amino acids. Gene Ontology annotation, cellular component: eisosome filament; plasma membrane. The record is from RefSeq and is a predicted model, not a curated record. NCBI's taxonomy places the organism in Eukaryota, Fungi, Basidiomycota, Agaricomycetes, Russulales, Stereaceae. The transcript is spliced from 4 exons. Gene Ontology annotation, biological process: endocytosis; eisosome assembly; negative regulation of protein kinase activity. Gene Ontology annotation, molecular function: lipid binding.
CCCUCCCUCAAUCUCUCUACCACCACAACCAAACUAAAGCAAAGCAUGCCAGUCCCAGGAUUUUUAUCGUCGUUCGCUGACAAGGCGCAGAGCGCUAUCAACAGCACACCCCUCGCGCAGCAUAUUCCCGGUGCUCGUCCAGUCACGCCUAAUACCAGUGGCGGAGCGUCUGGGGAUGCGAGCGGGAACACGGGUGGUGCUAAGAACCAUACCUUGGAGCAACUCCAACAUCAUUUCAGGACGUUCCAGCAGCAGUAUACCAGUACGAGUACUCCCGUGCAGAGGAUCGUCACGACGGGCAAGGGUGUUGCGCUUGACUUUGAGACCGUCAAUCGCGAUGCGCAGGCAAACAGCAAGGAGCUCUAUACGUGGGGCCAGGGCGAUGCUCCAGAUGUUCGCGACAUUUCCGACCGUCUUGCAUUCAUCAACUUUGUAUCUGGAUCGCUCUCAAAUGGCCUCGCUCUGAAGCUCGACGCAGCCCGGGCACCUUUCAAGCAGCUCCGCGAUAAGGAGACUGCCCUUGCCCCUCGUCGCACCGCACGUGCCGGUCUGCAGAGCCAGAUCGGCCGCAUCGAGGCUGGGCAGGAGAAGGGUUACGAGAAGCGGUUAGUCGAUCUUAGGGCGCAACUGACGAAAGCGGAGAGGGACGAUGAGGCUGCUGAGCGGGAGUUUGAGAUCUUGAAGAGAAAGGCGUUGAAGGAGAGCGAGCGGUUGAAGUGGGAAGCUUUCCGCGAGUACGGAGAGAAGCUAUCUUUGCUCUCGCAGGCGUCCGAAUCUAUACUCACUCAUCUGCCCUCGGUCCCCGGCUCUUACAAUAGCACUGAGGAGACCGGUGCCAUCCGCGCCACUCUCCAACAUGCCCUUGACCACUGGAAGCCAGGACAGGUCACCCUCUCCGCUUCUGAAGGAGCAAACCUUGACCGCUCCCAUACCCGUAGUUUCGGCGAGACCCACGCUCGCGAGCUCGCCCAUAUCAACCCCACCCAACCCUCCCCGACUACACUCCCCGUGACGCCACCCCCCACAUCGAUGACCUUUGCUGAUGCCAAGUCUACCGAGACCGUGACUACUGCUAAGUCGCCUUCACUCGAUGGCGUUCAUGUGCCUGCCCCCGUUCCCCUUCAGACCAGCGCAUUGUCGUCUAGCCCGUCGAACCCUGGUUCUAACAAUAAGAUUUCGCCCAUCGCUAUUCCAAGUGCCGGGCCCCGCUCUUCGCAGCCGAAAUCGAGCGCCAUUAACACGGCAACGCUGAACACCGCUCCCGCCAACAUUCCAAACUCGGCUUCCCCUCCCGCUGGCGGUGUGCUGUCUCCCAAGGACACCGUCGAUCCAACAUCGACGGAUGCGGUGACCGUGCCUUCUGUCACCCCUACUGUCGCCGAGACGGGCAUCCCUGUGGCUGCUAGCCCGAAUGGCCCUGGUCCUUCCAGUGGAUCGUUGCGCGAUCUUAAACCGUCAUCGCCUACCGGACAAGCACACCGUGACAGCACUAGCUCGAUGAGCAGCAUCAGUGCAGUCACCCAUGGUGGCGCCGCUCUACCUACACUCUCCGAGGAGACCAGAACACCAGCUGGUGGCCUUAUAGGCGAUGCGCAACCGAAGUUCGAGAGCGCCGAGGAAGAGAAGAAGAAGUUGCAGAGGGAAGAGCGGGAGAGAUUGCUCCAUGAGGAGUCAUCGUCUGCUGGGCCGCCUCCGUUCGAGAGUGCGGAAGAAGAGAAGAAGAGGCUGGAGCGGGAGGAGAGGGAGAAAAUUCUGCACGCCGCCGGUGGACCGAAUCCUGAUGUCGGGAAGCCAGGAGAUGAUGGCCCGCCUCCGUACCAGGAUUUCUGAACGGUGAUUUCGGUGAAGGAUUAUCAUCAUCUAACGGGUUCGUGAACGGUUUCUCCUGAUGUGUACGAUAUAGGGCGGACCAAAGGUGGUCUAUGAAUGGACACAUAUGUUCUUACUAUACCGGAGAAGCUUCAUCGAUUGUGCCAGUACCUGUAGAAAAUACAUUGGUUGUUGUUUGCCUAGGG